This is a messenger RNA of Plasmodium cynomolgi strain B, 1038 nucleotides long. RefSeq names its product RNA-binding protein mei2 homologue. The record is from RefSeq and is a predicted model, not a curated record. NCBI's taxonomy places the organism in Eukaryota, Apicomplexa, Aconoidasida, Haemosporida, Plasmodiidae. Bases 1 to 1038 code for a protein of 345 amino acids. The transcript has 2 exons.
AUGAAUUCCCACCUGCGGGAGAGCAAUUUCACAAGCAGGCAAAGUGACGCAAAGAAAAAAGGGAAGGACAAAACAACCGUACACAUAAAGAAUACAUAUAUUUCUCCAUACGUCUUGUAUAACAACAGAAAGGGAAACAACGAAAAUGAGUUUGCAAAGCUGAACAACCUCUUAACGAAUGAAAAGAACCGAGUGUUUAUUAAGCAUAAAUUAAACUACUUCAAAGAUGGCAUUCAUGAGAAAAAAAUUUUAAGAUACGCCUUAAUUAAUGAGCUAAAUUUAAAGUGCUUUGAGAAUAGGGGGAAUGCAUGCGAACUGAAUAGCAUCACCACCAUGAUUCGCAUGAACUCUGACUUUGGGAGCGACAAGGAGCAGGGCGUGGCUGCGCGAGAGAAAGCAGACUUGGUUGGCAAUAUAAAGGAGCUCACCAUUAUUCGGAGCGAGGAUAUAAUUCGUGGUGGGGGCAUCAUCCGCAGCGAGGAAUUUAUCAGCAGCAAGGAUACAUACCCGAGUGACGAAAAGGAAUGUAACUGCUUUGGUUAUAGUAACUACUACGGGGAUAGAGCGGAUGUGCCCAGUUCGCUGUGUUGCCUUCCGACGAGUGGGAUAUAUACAAGGGGGGCCAGUAGAACUGUCAAGGAGUCCCUAACAAAAGGUAUCAACAAAGCUGACGUACAUACGAAGAGUAUUAAUCGCCUGAACAACUCAUGCACAAAACAUAGUCACACAGAAAAAAGCACAAAUGAUGUAGUGUACAAAUGUGAAGACUCCAUUCCUUUGGGUACCAUACUCAAUAUACAUAACCUAGACAAUAAUAAUACGAAUAUCCUAACGACGGUAAUGUUGAGAAAUAUUCCCAAUAAGUACACACAGAAAAUGCUGAUGAAUGUGAUGAAUGAACAUUUUAAAGGACUGUAUGAUUUUUUUAUCUUCCAAUUGAUUUCCGCAAUAAAUGUAACGUUGGCUAUGCCUUUAUCAAUUUUAUACAUCCGUAUUAUGCUGAACUGUUCAUACGAUUUUUUAAUAAUUACAAAUUGA